Pieris rapae (cabbage white) is the source of this 1023-nucleotide messenger RNA. It is a transcript of the gene lms, whose product is annotated as homeobox protein MSH-B. Gene Ontology annotation, biological process: central nervous system development; neuron differentiation; regulation of DNA-templated transcription. The record is from RefSeq and is a predicted model, not a curated record. The transcript is spliced from 3 exons. Gene Ontology annotation, molecular function: DNA binding; DNA-binding transcription factor activity, RNA polymerase II-specific. Lineage: Eukaryota; Metazoa; Arthropoda; Insecta; Lepidoptera; Pieridae. Bases 113 to 940 code for a protein of 275 amino acids.
GUUAGCUUUCCAAUUAGUUAGAGUUAUUGCUUCUCCCAAAUUUGUUGUAGAUUUUACACUUUGAGGGCCAGUUGUGUUUGUUAAGUGCACUAGAGACGUGUGAAGUGUAAAAAUGAGUGUUAAAGAAGAGUCUAUGGAGAAAAGUGAAAAAGAAAGAACUGAAACGAAACUCCCGUUUUCCAUAGAUAGUUUAUUGGCUGAUAAAUUUGAAUCUCAAUCGUAUUUUAAAGAUUCAGGUGAUGAAAGCAGUGAUUCGGAACAGUUGGAUGUAGAAACGUCCGUCGGUGAUGCGCAGGAGUUUGCAGAUAAGGCUGAAUUUCAGCAAUCAGGGUCAUGCAGUACCAGAGGAAAACGUGCUAGAACAGCUUUCAGUGCUCAACAAAUUAAAAGUUUAGAAGCCGAAUUUGAAAAGAACCGAUACCUAUCUGUCGCCGCUAGGGGGCGUUUGGCUAGGCAGCUAAGACUUACAGAGACACAGAUAAAAAUUUGGUUCCAAAAUCGUCGAACUAAAUGGAAAAGAAAAUACACAAACGAAGUAGAAAUAUUUGCACAGCAAUAUUACAGUAGCUUAGGUAUUGUAACACCCCGGCCAAUGUUUGUCGGAGACAGAUUAUGGAUCUUUAAUUAUCCUAACAGACUUCCACAGUGGAAAUCAUUAAAUAUUGCCAAUAUAAAUGCACAUGGACACGUGAUUGAUAGAAACCUCUAUCGGAAUGCUCCUAAACCAGAAUUCCUUGGUCCAAAUGAAAGAUUUUCAAAUUGGGAACGACUGUCAGCUGUCAAAGCUCCCGCCCAAAAUCGUCUAUGCCCAGUACCUAGCGUCUACUCAAACUUAGCACAGAGGAGUAUGGAUAUCUAUAAAAAUGGAAUUUUAAAUCAUAAUAACCAAGAUUCAAACGUAGAUCACUUAAGAAGACUGGAGGAAAACUUUAGUAUUUAAGGUGUUGUGAUAGGGAAUAAUAUGUACCAAAGAGUUUUAUAUGCCAAAAAAUAAAAUUAAGUGAUAAUAAUACAAUUUUUUUU